ACUCACACAAAGAAAAGAUUAGAAGGCUAAUACUUUUCCUUAAAUACCCAUUAUGAAAACAAAAUACAAUAAAUAGUCUCCUACUUUUUAUGUGAGAGCUGAGAAGAAACAGAGGAAAAUUACCAGACCAGAGUUUUUCUUCUGUGUCUGCUUCUUUUGCCCCUCCCUGUCUCUAUCCCUUUAGAAGAAGAAGGGAAAGCUACCAAACAAAAUUCUCAGAGACAAGUUUCUGUAUCUGAGUUCUUGGAUCUUCUGUAACUGCUGUUACAUUUAAAUCAUGCAGGUAAGGCUUUUUGUUGUUGGAGCUGUUCUUCAUCGUCAGUGAUACAAAGCAAUCAUGCUAACUUGCAGCUUCUAGCAACAUCUAGCCAUCAAUCUAUGUAAGGUAAGGAAAGUAAUGUUCGAGAAAUGGGGAAGAAAGGAAGUUGGGUUUCUGCGGUCAAAAGGGUUUUUACUCCGCAUUCCAAAGAGAAGCUAGGCAAUGAAGCAGAGAGAAAGAGUGGCAAAGAAAAGAGGGAGAAAGGCUUUGGGAAGCUAAAGCGUGGAGAGAGCAGUUCAUUUCUUCCAAUCUUCAGAGAGCCUAGUAGUAUUGAGAAGAUUUUGGCAGAAGCUGAGAGAGAUCACAAUCUUGUUUUCAGACCUCCUACUCCUGAUCGAUCAAAUCCACCCUCAGCCUCUCCUCCUCUGAGGCCUGCUUCUCCAAGAGUUGCCUCCCCACAAGCUGCUUCUCCACAGUCUCCUCCUCUUAGACCUGACCUUGCAAGAUUGGACUCUCAAAGAUCGCUCUCACCGAAGACCCCUGACCAAUCAAAUCCAUCAUCAGCCUCUUCCAGUACUCCUCUGAAGCCUGGAGCUCCUUCUCAGAGACUUUCCCCUCCCAUAGUUCCUUCUCUAAGACCAACUUCACCAAGAGUUGUCUCCCCACAAGUAGUCUCUAUAAAGCCUCCUUCUCCAGAAUCAACUUCACCAAGAGUUGAGGCCAUCCUUCCAAAGCCGCCUACUCCAGGAGAAGACUCAUUAAGAUUGGAAACUCCAAGACUACCUUCACCAAAGCCUCCUCCAAGAGUAGAACCAUCAACCUUGGAUGCUCCAAUACCCACUACGCCUAGACCAGAACCAACUAUCUUGGUCCAACAUGUUUCUGCAACAAAGAUUCAAGCAGCUUUCAAAGGUUACACGGCAAGAAGGAGUUUCAAAGCUCUCAAAGGUCUAGUCAGGCUUCAAGGGGUGGUGAAAGGAUACAGCGUGAAACGGCAGACAGUAAAUGCAAUGAAGUACAUGCAGAAACUGGUCCGUGUACAAUCCAAAAUUCAGUCACACCGCAUAAAAAUGUUGGAAAACCAAACACAAGUUGAGAAAGACAAAGCAAAAUGGGCUGCAUCUGAAGCUGGUAAUGAUCAUUGGGACGACAGUGUGCUGACAAAAGAAGAAAGAGAUGCUAGAUCACAGAGGAAAACUGAUGCAAUCAUCAAGAGAGAAAGAUCCAUGGCCUAUGCCUAUUCCCACAAGGUAACACCCAAGUCUGCUCAGGACAUUCGAACUUCAGGUGGGCUCCCUCUAUGGUGGAACUGGGGGGAUCAACAGCUUCCUCUUGCUAGUCCUGUACCGAGCCAUUACAGGCUAACGCCAACAAGACUAAGCCCAAGCCCUCUAUCUCAGUCAAGAAACCAACACCAUUUCAAGCUUGACAACAACUUCGACACUUCCACACCCAAAUCGUCGAGGUCUACACUAUCCAGACCCUUCACAUCAAGAUAUUCCAGAGGAAGACUAAGAGGUCAAGAUUCUCCUUUCAAGGAUGAUGACAGUCUCACUAGCUGCCCUCCAUUCCCAAGCUACAUGGCUCCAACGGUCUCAGCCAAGGCCAAAGUUAGACCAAACAGCAACCCAAAAGAGAGAGUAAUGGGUACACCAUCAUCGGUCAGCAGCGAGAAGAGGAGAAUGUCGUAUCCACCAGCGCAACAAGGUCAAGAUAUGUUUAGAUGGAACAAAGGAUCAUUGCUCAUGAGCAACAAAGGUCCUGGUUCACCUGGAGGUGUGGUGGCUCUUGAGAAGCACAAGACAGUUAAAUCAGUAGGAAAUUUGAGCAUUGACUCUACUGUCUCGAUGUCUAGGAAACCGUUUAACAGAUAUGUGUGAUUUCCUUUUUGAUGGAACAUUUUGCUUUUCAUGUUAACUUUGCUUCAUUUGUUGGUAUUUGAGUGCUGCUGUAAUUUGGGUUUAUGAAUUUACAGAUGUAACAUAAUGAAAAGGACAAAUAAUGACAGAGGAUUUGGUUUGAAGUAGAACUUUUGAAGGCA
This is a messenger RNA of Eruca vesicaria subsp. sativa (arugula), 2300 nucleotides long. The record is from the annotation of a GenBank genome assembly. NCBI's taxonomy places the organism in Eukaryota, Viridiplantae, Streptophyta, Magnoliopsida, Brassicales, Brassicaceae.